CAUAAUUGAAAAAGGUCUGAUGCCAAGCUCAAUAAAUCAUAUAAUUGGAGGCAAGGAUGUGGCCUUCGCAGAAUAUCCGCAUAUGGCGAAAAUUGUUUAUGACGUCGAAGAUAUGGUUUGUGGUGGGACGUUGAUUGAUAAACGUUUCGUUCUUACUGCGGCGCAUUGCAUAAUAACGAGGGACACGGAACCUAUAAAAGUUAUUUUGGGUGUUACUGACUUCAAUGAUACAGAGCAAUGGGAAGGCCGACUGGAGAUAGAUAUCAAAGCAACCUACGUGCCACAGAACUAUUCGAGUUUUUCUCAUUACUUCGACAUUGGAUUAAUUGAAUUGGCCAGUGAUGCCGAUUUUAGUGUUAAGGUCUAUCCAACAUGCCUGCAUACUGAUCCAACUGAUUUGCCCGAAAAUACGGAAAUAAUUGUGACUGGUUGGGGACGCACCGAAAGUAACAGUCUAUCAAAACACUUAAAGGCGGCCAAAAUGAAUCUGAUACCGCUGCCAGAAUGCAACGCAAAAUUAGAAUAUUACGUUGGUCGUCGCUUACGUCAUGGGAUUGAUGAGACACAGCUGUGUGCUCUGGCGCCAGGGAAAGAUGCCUGUUGGGGCGACUCUGGUGGGCCACUGCAGAUAAUUAAAGAUAAAGCCUACAAUAACUACAGAGUGGUGGGUGUAGUUUCAUUUGGCGUAGAUUGUGGAAAAAAUGUACCGGGUAUUUAUAUGAGAGUGCCAAAAUUUUUGGAUUUUAUUGAAAGAAUUGUAUGGCCUGAAGGAUGAUGGAUGAUAAACGAGCUGACCUGACCCUAAAAUAGAAAUACAAUUCUAUUAAAAAUUAUAAGGAAAUGUUUUUCUCUUAAGCGCUUGCCGUCAGUGUCGGCAAAAAUCGAAAAAUUUAUUAUUUGGUAUAUAAUCGAAUUUAUUGUCAUUUAAAAAGAAAUGUAUUAAAUAUUAAAAUUCUGUUAAUACAAGGUGAAGUCCAAAAUAAGCACGACUUGCAUCUUAAAAAUGUUUUUGAUGACGCCAUCUUUUUAAUGAAUUAGUGCGGUGGAAGUUACAUCCCCAGCUGACUUUCAGUGAAAGCUUAGUGACAUUCAGUACAGUGGAAGCGAAAUUAUUGCGUCUAAGGUGUCAGUAUGUUUGUGUGAUCGGUACAAAAAUAAGCUUCGAGCAAAGAGCUAAAUCAAAUUUUGUUUUAAAAUCGGUAAAUCGUUUACCGAAGCAUUUGAAUUGAUGCAAAAAGUG
Anastrepha obliqua is the source of this 1240-nucleotide messenger RNA. Its product is annotated as serine protease Hayan-like. The transcript is spliced from 3 exons. The coding region runs from base 20 to 775 and encodes 251 amino acids. The record is from RefSeq and is a predicted model, not a curated record. Gene Ontology annotation, molecular function: serine-type endopeptidase activity. Gene Ontology annotation, biological process: proteolysis. NCBI's taxonomy places the organism in Eukaryota, Metazoa, Arthropoda, Insecta, Diptera, Tephritidae.